Histoplasma capsulatum G186AR is the source of this 1002-nucleotide messenger RNA. RefSeq lists its product as uncharacterized. Lineage: Eukaryota; Fungi; Ascomycota; Eurotiomycetes; Onygenales; Ajellomycetaceae. The coding region runs from base 1 to 1002 and encodes 333 amino acids. The transcript is spliced from 5 exons. The record is from RefSeq and is a predicted model, not a curated record.
AUGCACCAUGGGCACUUUAUAUGGCCACACUCGCUGCAUGCCUCGGGGGACAAAUCAGGAUUGUUCAAAUGCAAGUUGCCGGAAACAUGGCAAUACCACCAGCCUGUCAUUGAGGGACGUGCAGACAGUUUGGGUCCAUCAGCUGGGUGCACAUCGCGUUUCAUAACCGUAAAGCUCGCCCGAGUAAGUGUAUUGUCACUAGAAGAGUGGUGCGUUGGCGAUAAGGUUGAGUCCAUCGCAAUUACAGCACCUCCAAGUGUCGUUGUAAACUCGAACCAUUUUGGGAGGCAGGAAAGCGAAAACGAUGCGUUUGGAGAAAGACGCGGAAUGACGAAAGAUGAACAGAAACAAGGUCGCUCAAUUGGAGGCAGCCGGCAAUUUGACUUUGGGCAACGACGAUCAGCUGCCGCUAAUAAUGUCACUCGCAUUUCUCGUGCUAAUUACCUGACGGGGAGAGCCAUGAAAGGGGAAAUACAAUGUGACAAGGGAAGAGAUACUGAAUAUCCAUAUGCGCCCCUUGCAGAGGCGGUCUCAAGCGAACAACUAGGCGGUACUAAUGUGGUGUUCCACCUGAUACCUUUGUCACAAGCGCCUUGGAUCGCAGCGCCGUCAUGUUCAACCUCUCCAUCAGAAAUCUUUGCCCAAUCGUUUGGGCACAGGACGAUUGUGUAUGCCAACAGCGGGGAGGGCUCACUCAAGCACUCUUGGCCUCAAAUGAGGGUUCAACGCCUGUUCGAGGAUAGAAAGGUGGAGCCUCAGUUGGAGAGGGGCGUGCAAAGCCACUCCUCGAUGGGAAAGAAAAUCACCCUGGCGAAUAGUGAGGCAAUAUGGGAAUCCGAAAUUCGGCGAGCUGUGGCUUGUACAAGACCAAGAGUGUCGGCCUUGCGAUCCCGCCAGUUUUGGUUGUGCAUCGAGGGACCUCGAGAGAGAAACUUUUCUCUCAUGCUGCGAGUUAAAAUCGGGUUUGACCCACUGCCUGGCACCACAUUCACCGCUUUCUAA